Molecule: messenger RNA, 624 nt
Organism: Nicotiana tabacum (common tobacco)
Lineage: Eukaryota; Viridiplantae; Streptophyta; Magnoliopsida; Solanales; Solanaceae
Product: protein ASYMMETRIC LEAVES 2-like
Source: RefSeq, a predicted model, not a curated record
AUGCAGAAGAUUAAUGGUCGAGACACAGCUGCAUGUGCAUCGUGUAAACAUCAACGAAAAAAGUGUGCAAACACAUGUAUAUUAGCACCUUAUUUCCCAGCAGAGAAAAGCCGAGAAUUUCAAGCAGUACACAAGAUAUUUGGUGUCAGUAACGUCGCAAAACUAAUAAAAACUCUCAUAGAAGAAGAUCGGAAAAAAGCCGCGGAUUCGCUUGUUUGGGAAGCGUUCUGUAGGCAGAAAAAUCCUGUGCUCGGUUCAUAUGGAGAGUAUAGAAGAGUUGUUGAGGAACUCAAGUUGUAUAAAAGCCAAUACCAGCAAAUUCUUCAAAUUCCAACCCAAGGGGCAACUCAUGAUAUGAUGUACAAUGCAGCACAAGGGUUGAAUAAUGGAUAUAAUAAGAAAGCCAAUUCUAUGAUGGAGUCUUGGCUGUGUAGCAAUAACAUCCAUUUACAACAUGUCCAAAAUAAUAUGGAGAAAUUAACAAGUGAUUGUAAUGGUUCCACUAUUAUUGUGCCACAACAAGCAAUUGAUGGUUUUACUAACCACUAUUAUCUUACUGCAGGCAAUUGUAACCCAAUUGAUGUCAAGCGAAUGGAAAACUCAUCGUGGGAGGCUAGCUCAUGA